AUGUUCCGCAACGUGGACCUGGUGUCGGAUGCGACAAUCAACUCUGCCCGUGUCGUCUUCACGGUGGAGAGCACCGGCGGCUGCUGCGACGAACCCUUCGAGAUCACGGCGAAGAUGGCGUUGAACCCAUCCACCCUGAAUGUGACGAGUCUUACGGCACCAGAAGCCUUGAACAUCUACGAGAAUGCAUCCACGAAUGCCAGCGUGACCUACGCGCCUGAUCUCCACACCGUCAUGGGUGCCGAGGUCAGCACUCCGGACGUAUCCGCACCUCUGAGGGAGGUCCUUGCUCAGAGCAGCUGGGGCAACUGGGUGCUGGUCAUGAUUGGCGACAGCAACUCUACCCGUGGACCGGCGAGCCGGGAGUAUGUGCCUUUCGACGGAGCGCAGCCCGCGCAGGCCGCCAAGUUGGUUGUCGGAACUUGCCAGAUCCCUCAGGGGAGCACGUCUAAUGCAAUCCCGAGGAGGUCGUUGGGCCUGUUGCUCUUUUCGUUUGUGAGCUUUUUUGGCAGUGUGAUAUAA
This is a messenger RNA of Symbiodinium necroappetens, 522 nucleotides long. NCBI's taxonomy places the organism in Eukaryota, Dinophyceae, Suessiales, Symbiodiniaceae. The record is from the annotation of a GenBank genome assembly.